CUGUGUUGGAGGGAGUUCCGCACCUGUCUAUAAAGAGCAUUCAGGACGAUAACAGUCAAGCUCGGUUAAUCACAGUCGUUCCAGUCAAUUCCUCAGGAAUAAUGGCUCACCGAUUGAUCUGGAUUUACGCUGUGCUUCUGUUAGUCAGCGUGAACGUGUCCAGUCAAAAUUCUAACAUGGACAGAGGCUUUACUGGUGUUGAAACUAAGGAGGGUGUUGCGGUGACGGACACUGCUCUUGCUGUACUGAACAGCAAGCUUACCCAGAUCUUCUUCCCAUUGGUGUACAUCGUUGUCUUCAUUGUGGGCCUGCCGGCCAACGCUAUGGCCAUCUGGGUGUUUCUCUUUAGGACGAAGAAGAAACAUCCCUCAUCCAUUUUCAUGGCCAACCUUGCACUGGCGGACCUGUUGUUUGUAAUCUGGAUUCCUCUUAAGAUCGCGUACCAUUUUAACGGGAAUCACUGGAUCUACGGAGAAUCCCUGUGCAAAGUGCUGGUGGGCUUUUUCUAUGGGAACAUGUAUUGUUCAACUGCUUUCAUUAUGUGUAUUAGUGUCCAGAGGUAUUGGGCCGUAGUACAUCCUCUUUCCCAGCAGAAAAGGAACAACAAAUUGGCGGCGGGUGUGUCUGUGUGUGUGUGGCUGGUUGUGUGGGUUAUUACGGUACCUCUCUAUCUUUAUGACCAGACUGUGAAGGUCACCAACCUUGAUAUUGUCACCUGCCAUGAUGUCACUCGUCCUAGUCAAUUACGCUACCCUUCUAUCUACUUCCUGAUUAUGGGAGUUGUGGGAUUCGUAGUUCCCUGCAUAGUAUGUAUAGUGGCAAAUGUGCAGAUGCUGCGUUCCUUGAAGAGCUCGAUGACAGAUGCUACCAUCAGUCAGAAGCGGAGGAAGGCUAUCAUCCUCAUCGUCACAGUGCUGGUGAUGUUCUUGGUGUGUUUCACCCCCAGUAACAUCAUGGUUAUAGUGCAUUACUCCCUGCUCUUUACCGGAGUACAGGACAGUGGCUACGGCUUCUACAUCACCACGCUAUGCCUGGCCAGCCUGAACAGCUGCGUCGACCCCUUUGUAUAUUAUUUCAUCUCAGAUGAGUUCAGAGAACAUGUCAGAAACACGUUUCUUUGUCGCAGCGAGCGCACUGCACAGCGGAUGCGAGUUUCCUUCAGCGCACUGAAGUAUUCAAAGAAAAACAGUACCUACACGUCAGACUCUGGAAACACGCAGAGUACUUCCUACUAAGAAUGAUGUUCGACAACCAUAAACUGUUUUAAAAAUCUGUGAUCUGCUCUACAAUACCUCUUGAAUACUAUAGGAGCUCUUAUUUUAUUAUAAAAUGUUGUAAGGGCUGGAGGGAUAAGCUUCUGAAACGUGCACUGAAUUAAUAUAAACUAAAUGAAAUUUCGCCCAUAUCUAAAAAUAGGCUCUUAAAAGGAUACCCAUAAGGGUUUCAAACCAGCAUUUCUUGGAACUCCAAAUUGGCCUCCUGUUUGACGACAUAGUCACCAUAGAGAUGUUGAAGGGUUUGCCAUUGUGUCACAAGAUACAGGUUGCCUUAAGUUGAGAUUGGAGGCCUGGAAUUUUGUGCACUUUGUUUUGUCUGUCUGUGUUAGCGGGAUUUCUCAGAAUCUUCUCUCAAAUGGCCUUUAAUCCAGUUCUGUGAAAGUAGGCUAGUUGACUGAAUGACUGAAGCUGUAUUACAUUUUGAGCACCUGUUACAGAAACCAUUUUGCAUUUAUUCCUAUUUACAUACUGUAGAUGCGUGUAGAAGGAGCUCUGAAAGAAUGUGAAUGUGUUCUGCCAAUCACACCAUAAGUGACCGAUUUUAGAUGUGUGAAUGUAUAACCAGCAAGAAUAACCUCAUUCUGAUUUGUUCUAAAGCACUAAAUGCUGAAGUGGUAGCACCAUUCACCAUUGUUGUUUUUAUCUGUGAGUGUAUUUUGUAUUUGUAUUUUUUUCUUAAAGAACUGUCUGAAUGUAUUUAUCAAUAAAUUUGUCUUUCUAUGUUCCUUA
Messenger RNA from Ctenopharyngodon idella (grass carp), 2006 nucleotides. RefSeq names its product coagulation factor II (thrombin) receptor-like 1, tandem duplicate 1 (gene f2rl1.1). The record is from RefSeq and is a predicted model, not a curated record. Gene Ontology annotation, biological process: phospholipase C-activating G protein-coupled receptor signaling pathway; blood coagulation; thrombin-activated receptor signaling pathway. The transcript is spliced from 2 exons. Lineage: Eukaryota; Metazoa; Chordata; Actinopteri; Cypriniformes; Xenocyprididae. The coding region runs from base 102 to 1235 and encodes 377 amino acids. Gene Ontology annotation, molecular function: thrombin-activated receptor activity. Gene Ontology annotation, cellular component: membrane.